GCAGCCUCAGGAAUCAGAAAUAGCGUUUACACUGCUGCUGACAGUCUCCCGUGGGAUGCACCAACACAAGUUCACGUAUUGAGCUGCAGUGCAUGAUCGUGGAGUUGCUUUGUUGAGCAUUUUGAAGUUGUGACACCGGUGACUGGGAUUAACAUCACUUUUGUGUGUGUCCAGACACUUCACGGAGAGACAGUGCUGGAUAUGCCACAGGUGGAAAGUUGGGGAGCGGCAGACUGUUGCCCAGUGCUCGGAGCAGAGAUCCCCAGGUUGUGAAGAUGUGGAGCUGGGUAUUCACUGUGGCUGUCCUCCUCUCCUCCUUUACACAGACUGAAGCUCAGGGCAGGUGUAAUAAUGUGAUAGCAGCAGAUAUUGUCUUUCUGGUCGAUGGCUCCUCCAGUAUCGGCAGAGUGAACUUUCUGCAGGUCAAAGGCUUUAUGGCUGGAAUCGUAAAGCCAUUUGCAAGUGCUGUCAGCGAGUCAGGGAUACGGUUUGGGGCCAUUCAGUAUAGUGACACCUCCAGAGUUGAAUUUACAUUUACUACCUACCUGAAUGGCACUGAGCUGGUCAACGCCGUGCAGGAUCUGAACUAUAAGGGGGGAAACACACGCACUGGUGCUGGUCUCAAGUUUGUCGCUGAUAACUUCUUCAACCCUACGUCCAGCCGGGAUGUCCCGAAGAUCACGAUCCUGAUCACAGACGGGAAGUCACAGGACAGUGUGCAGGAACCAGCUCAGAAGCUACGCAGUCAAGGAGUGCAUGUUUUUGCAGUUGGUAUAAAAAGUGCAGACAGGAAUGAAUUGGCUCAGAUCUCCUCCCAGCCCAGCAGUGACUUCACCUCCUUUGUUGGGGACUUUAAACUACUGAACACACUUCUUCCCCUUGUGAGCCCCAGAGUGUGUUCAAAAGCAGGAGGAGUGUACGCUAGUGACGAGGCUUUUUCUGGUCCGUCCAACAUCCAGUUCACAAGCCAGACGUCUGAUGCUCUGAAGUUUCGUUGGAGUCAGGCGGGGGGGCCUGUGAGUGGUUACGUGGUCCAGUAUGUCCCCCUCUCUGGCCUGGGUCAGCCUUUAACCUCUGAACUGCGUCAGGAGACUCUACCUGCCAGUCAGAGGAACUUUAUUGCACGAGAGCUGAGAUCAGGAACCGACUACCUGGUGACCGUCAUCGCCCAAUACCCCAACAGUGUGGGAGAGUCUGUUUCUGCCAAGCAAAGAACCAGGUCUUUGCCAGGGGUCUCCAGUCUACGUCUGGUCCAGGCUGGCUUUUUUUCUCUGUCUGUGGGCUGGGAUCAGCCUUCCUCUCCUUUCCAGGGCUACAGACUCACUUAUGGACCACGAGGUCAGCCAGCCGCUCAGCUGUUGGAGCAGUCUUUGUCUGCAGACUCUAACUCCAUCACGCUGGAGUCUCUUCAGCCCGACACGGAGUACGUCAUCAGCCUCUACCCGCUGUUCCCCAGAAACUCUGCGUCCCCGUCCAUCCUCAAUGCCCGAACAUUGCGCCUCGAUGCAGUUCAGCAGCUAUCUGUGGAGACGGAGUCGGAGGGCAGCGUUCGCGUGCGGUGGAAAGGCGUCACUGGUGCGCGGGCGUACCGUCUGGUCUGGGGACCAUUUACAGGUCGAAACGUGGAGACGGUGGAGGUCCCUGGUGACAGUGAGUUUCACACCAUGUCCAGACUGCAGGCCGACACAGAGUACAUCAUCACAAUCAUCCCCCUGUAUGAGGGAAACACUGAGGGGCCUGUAGCAACAGCCAGGUUCAAGAUAGAGCGUCAGGAGCAGCAGGUCCUCAGAGCAGCUACCACCGGCCCGUCCACUAUUCGCCUCACCUGGAGAGUCAUUCAGUCGUCUCAAGGGUAUCGCCUGGAGUGGAGGGAGGGAGAAGGAGGUCGUGUCCAGACCCUGUCCUUCCCUAAAAGCACUGCCAGCUAUGAGAUAACAGGCCUUCAGCCAAACACAGAAUAUAUCAUCAGACUGUACACUCUGUAUGAAGGUCGUGAGGAGGCUACGCCUGUCUCUACCGCACCCAGAGAGGAGCAGCCUGUGGGGAGGGUCUCUAACCUGAGAGUGGUGGAGUCUCUGGGCAGCACAGUCAGGCUCGGCUGGACAGGUGUAACCGGGGCAACACAAUACCGCAUCGUCAUCCUGAACACAGAUGCGGGAUCAGAGGAAAUCAGGAGUAUCCCCGGAAACCAGACGACCCUUGACCUCAGAGACCUGACAGUUGGAGUGUCUUACGGUGUCAGUGUCACAGCGCUGGUGGGACAAGAUGAAGGAGAACCUGUUACUGUCUACAUCAAACCAGAGCAAGGUGCUGGAAGAGUGACGAACCUCAGAGUGACAAAUGCAAACGGUCGGAGACUCAGAAUUGCCUGGAUAGGUGUUACUGGGGCAACAGGAUACAGGGUAACUUGGAGACAGGGAAACAGCGCAGAGCAGAGUCGUGUUCUCGGGGCAGAGGCCACGUCCUUCACUAUAGACAGCCUGCGACCAGAUGAGGGGCUGGUUAUCGGUGUUUCAGCUGUGGUUGACCAACGCGUCGGAGAGGCGGUCACACUGUCUGCUCGGACUAACCUCAACGGAGGAUCAGUGUCUGGCCUUCGCAUCGUUGAAGUCACAUCUCAAAGGAUUCGCAUUGAAUGGUCACCAUCCACCCGGGCAACAGGCUAUAAGAUCACUUGGCGCAGUGAUGAUGGAGUUGAAUCUGUUCGUAACGUGGCCGCUGACGUCUCUUCCUACACCAUCGAUGGCCUGCAGUCAGAUUCAGCCUACAGUGUGUUAGUUUCCUCACUGAGCGGCUCACGUGAGGGGAGUCCUUCCACUCUGACCUUCAGAACAGAGUCAGAUCGCACUGUGGUCGGGACCGUGACGUCACUGCAGGUCCAGGAGACUCGUGGAGAGGUCGUCCGAGUUACUUGGGUCGGUGUGCAGGGAGCAACAGCUUAUCGUGUUGUGUGGAGGAGGACCGAUGGUGGUGAAGAGAGGAGUCAGCUGGUUGGGGGAGAUGUGACAGCAGUGGACUUGGAGCGGUUGGACCCUGGAGUCCAGUACGAUGUGCAGGUCAUGGCUUUAGUUCAGAACAGACAGGGAACCCCUGUGUCUGUCAGAGUCACCACACCCGGUACCACCACUCCCCCCCAACAAGCUGCCACAACUUUACGAGUGGCGGAGGUUACCCAGGAUUCUGUGAGGCUCAGCUGGAAUCCACUACGAGGUGCCACGGGAUAUAUUCUACGCUGGAAAGACGAGACAGAUCUUGGGCGAGGCUUGUCUGUUACGCUGCCUGCUGCGUCCACUUCCUAUCAGGUGACUGGGCUGCGUUUGGGCCGUCAGUAUCGCUUCACCGUGCAGCCCACCUUUCAAACUGGACUGGGAACAGAGAGCUCUGUGGAUGAACACACUGUGUGUGUGGGCGGUCGUGGGGAUGUCGUGUUUCUGGUGCCGGCGUCUACUGAUCGGAUUCGCCUGGCAAGACCUCUGCGGGAUCUCCUCACCAGUGCAGUGCGGUCCCUAAACACUAUCGGGCCUCGGGACUCUCAGGUUGGUGUUGUGGUUUAUGGUUACAGACCCAAAACAUGGUUCCUGCUUAAUCGCCACAGCAGGUCUGACACACUGCUACAAGAGAUCCAGUCUACACCCUUUGAUGAGGGCCAAGGGAACAACAUCGGUGAGGCUGUGACUUUCACUAGACAGUACCUCCUGACCCCCUCAGCUGGACGCAGGCCGAGGGUCCCUGGGGCUGUUGUUAUCAUCUCGGACCAAAAGUCGACUGAUAACCUCACUCUGGCAGCCAGCAGUCUUAGAGCAACAGGUGUGACCGUGUUAGCAGUUGGAAUAGAGCAGGCAAAUACUGAGGAGCUGCGUCAGGCAGUGACGGACAGCAGCCCCCAAAACAUUCUGUAUGCUCGGGGUGCAACACAAUUGGACAGCGUACAUACUGAUCUGGCAGAUUUGCUCUGUGGUGUUGCCAGAAUACCAGAGGUUAUUCCAGGACCGUGCACCGUCCAGUGUCCUCGGGGAGAGAAGGGAGAUCGAGGAGAUAAGGGUGACAGUGGCAGAGAUGGCGCAGACGGACGAAAGGGAGAUCCUGGUCGUGAUGGCUUGCCUGGGAGGGAAGGCCCCAGAGGACCUGAAGGACGCCCAGGUUCUCCUGGCCAAGAUGGAACCUUUGGCACAUCGGGGGGUGUGAAAGGAGAGAAGGGGGAGAGAGGUUUUCCAGGAAUUGAUGGAAGUACAGGCCUGCCAGGACGACCAGGUGCCCCAGGAAAUGCAGGCCUCCCAGGCUCACAGGGCCUGCCUGGUGUCAGAGGAGAUCCAGGUGAAUCAGGGGUGCCAGGGCCACAAGGACCAAAGGGUGGUAAAGGUGAAAGGGGCGAACCAGGCUCAGCUGUGUCUGGAGGGGGUCUACCUGGAAGGAAGGGAGAGCCAGGAAUCCCGGCAAUACCUGGUACUCCAGGUCGGCCCGGGAGCGAUGGAAUCAAAGGUUCCCCUGGAAUUCCAGGGCUGCCAGGUCAGGAUGGUCGCCCAGGUUUACCAGGAACACCAGGACUCUCCAUCAAGGGGGACAAGGGCAGCACAGGCGAGCGGGGACCUCCAGGAGUCGGCAGCGGGGUGGCCAUCAAGGGCGAGAAGGGCUCCCCAGGUACUUCAGGUGCUCCAGGGACUCAGGGUCCUCGAGGGCUGGCAGGACCUACGGGCAGCAAAGGAGACAAGGGCGACAGUGGUGAUGGGGCACCUGGACCUGCAGGCAGGCAGGGAGAGCCUGGAGACCGGGGUCCCCGCGGGCCUCCGGGAGAAAUCGGUGGCAAGGGUGACCGAGGACAACCAGGUGAGCCUGGAUCACAGGGAGACAGGGGGGAGAGAGGACCAGCUGGUGAAACCGGAGAGCGAGGGGAUCCAGGGAAGCUGGGCCCUGCAGGACCAACAGGCUUGAGAGGUUUACCGGGACCCAGCGGACCUGCAGGAGAAAAGGGAGACCAAGGAGCACAAGGAGAGCCUGGCAGGAGUACUCCAGGUUUUCCUGGAAAGAAAGGGGAACACGGCGAGCGAGGCCCGUUAGGUCCUGAGGGGCCAAGGGGACAAAAAGGGGAGUCAGGGCAGAGAGGAGAGAAAGGUGAAUCAGGGUCUGGAGGGUCCGGUGUUUUUGGUUCCAAAGGAGAUCCGGGCGAGAGGGGAGCGGCUGGUAUCAACGGCAGGCCGGGUGCCAAGGGGGAUCCAGGUGAACCAGGGGAGAGGGGGGAGAAUGGCCGGCCAGGAACUCCGGGAAAACUGGGUCUCCCUGGGAAAGAGGGAGAGAGAGGAGAGAAGGGCGAUGAAGGCACACCUGGGGAGUCUGGACUUCCAGGCAAAACAGGAGAGAGAGGACUGAGGGGACUGGCCGGUCAGCCAGGACGGCCGGGAGAGAAAGGAGACAUGGGAGACCCAGGAGAGCACGGUCGAAAUGGCAGCCCUGGACCUGCUGGACCCAGAGGAGAAAAAGGAGAACUGGGCCCCCAAGGGCCUCCGGGGCCUCCUGGAAAAGUGGCUGACAUCGUGGGCCAGCUGAGAGGAGAAAGAGGAGAGAAGGGCGAGGACGGCGACCCGGGAGAGCACGGCAGCAAAGGUCAGAAAGGCGAAGCAGGGACUCCUGGAGCCGCGGGCCUCAGAGGUCCUGAGGGACAGCGCGGGCCUGCAGGCACAAGAGGUGACUCAGGAGAGAGAGGAGCACCUGGAGAGAAGGGAGAAAGAGGAGCAUCGGGUUUAGAUGGACGUUCUGGCCUGGAUGGUAAACCAGGCGCUGCUGGACCGCCUGGUCAGAGGGGGGAUCCUGGAAAACAGGGUGAUCCUGGGAGAGAUGGUUUACCAGGACUUAGAGGGGAACAGGGCCCCCCAGGGCCUGUUGGGCCCCCUGGCAAUCUAGGCGUACCUGGUAAAGCAGGAGAAGAUGGCAAACCUGGUGCUCCUGGAAAAAUGGGUGAGGAUGGCGUUCCAGGUGAAGAUGGAAGGAAGGGUGACAAAGGAGAAUCAGGAGCAGCAGGAAGAGAUGGCCGUGAUGGGCAGAAAGGAGACCGGGGCCUUGCUGGUACUGUUGGACCCUCUGGACCAUCUGGGCCUCCUGGAGUACCUGGAAGCCCUGGUCCUCCUGGACAGGUUGUUUAUGUUAAAGGCGCUGAAUCAGCACCAAUCCCCGGUCCUCAAGGGCCUCCAGGAACCCCUGGUGUACCUGGGAUACCCGGAGCUUUGGGAGUCAGAGGGGAUCGAGGUCUGCCCGGCCUUAAAGGUGAAGUUGGAGACCCAGGAGAGGACGGGGCGCCUGGCAAACCUGGAACAGCCGUGGAUGUACAGAAAGCUCUGGGCAUCCUUGGCAUUCGGGUGUCUGAUCUGAAGGAGGUGGCGGACAAGAAGGACACAUUACUGGCUCCCUUAGUGCAGAAGACAGAGAGAGGUGAAAAAGGAGACAAAGGUGAAACUGGAUCAAGAGGACCAUCUAGUGCAGAUGGUGCUCGUGGUUUUCCAGGUGAGAGAGGAACCAAAGGGGACCAAGGAGAGCGAGGUCCUGCUGGACCCUCUGGACCUCCAGGAAGAGCCAUAGGAGAGCGAGGUCCAGAGGGACCACGAGGGCCUCCUGGAGAGGCAGGCAAGCCAGGAAUACCAGGGGUUCCUGGGAGAGCUGGAGAACUUGGGGAAGCUGGGAGACCUGGGGAAAAGGGGGGUAUGGGAGAGAAAGGUGACAAAGGUGAAUCUGGUAAAAUCGGGCCAACAGGACCAGCCGGCCCGGCAGGUCAAAAGGGAGCAUCUGCUGACUCAGUACUGACAGGUCCACCUGGGGUCAGAGGGCCCCCUGGACUUGCAGGACAAAAGGGAGAGGCUGGCACUGCAGGGAUUCCAGGACCGAAAGGAGACCGUGGGUUUGCAGGAACUCGUGGUGAUAAAGGGGAAAGGGGGGAGUCUGGAGAACGAGGACGUGACGGAUCGCAGGGAACACCAGGUGAACCAGGAAAACCUGGUCUUGAUGGGAAGCCGGGCCCCACAGGGCCCGCUGGUCCUCGAGGCCAACCAGGAAACCCAGGAGAGCCUGGUGUAAGGGGGCCAACUGGCCCUAUGGGUCCCAACGGGCUUCCAGGUCCAGCAGGUGUGAAGGGUAAUCAAGGCGAGGCUGGGGUUGGAGUUCAGGGUCCUCCAGGUGCCCAAGGGAGCACAGGUCUGCCAGGACCGCCAGGUCCUCCAGGAGCUAUAGGUCCACAAGGUCCUCCAGGACUGCCUGGGCAGGUGGGUGAAUCGGGUAAACCAGGAGUCCCUGGGAGGGACGGGGUACCUGGUAAAGAAGGACUACCUGGGUUACCAGGAAAGCAGGGCAUUGCUGGACCUCCAGGCCAGGCAGGCUUAAAAGGAGAGCAGGGAGACAGUGGCCCUCCAGGGAAGGCCGUCGCUGGACCCCCUGGACCCAAAGGAGAACGGGGUCUGGCUGGCCAAACGCUGCCAGGUGUGACGGGGGAGAGAGGUCUAUCUGGAGAAAAGGGUACCAGGGGAGAUAAAGGUAGUGCUGGUUCCAAAGGAGAGAGAGGAGUAGCUGGUGAACAAGGAGAGCAUGGAGAAGAUGGGGUAAAAGGAUCUCCAGGGCCAAAAGGAGAUAAGGGGGAGAAGGGAAUUGGACUUGCUGGUCCUCCUGGUCGGGAUGGGCCUCAGGGUUUAAAGGGAGAUCCCGGCCUUCCUGGUCCAGCAGGUCCUCCUGGGCUGCAGGGGAAGCCAGGUGGUGCAGGGCAGCCCGGCCCGGGGGGAGAAGCUGGACAACCAGGACCUCCAGGACCACCAGGGGAGAGGGGUCUCCAAGGAUUUGCAGGCCGAGCAGGCAACGUGGGACCUCCUGGUCCUUCUGGACCUCUUGGACCAGCAGGCACUCCUGGCACCAAUGGGGUCAAAGGUGACAAGGGAGAAGUGGGUGUAGGGGUCCCCGGUCCCAGAGGAGAGAGAGGAGAUUCAGGGCCCAGAGGAGAAGAGGGUCGUGCUGGCUUGGAUGGGGAGAGAGGGACAUCGGGUCCACCAGGGACUCGAGGACUUCGAGGAGAGAAGGGAGACGCAGGGCUGCAAGGUGACAAAGGAGAGAAGGGGGACACUGUGCUGGUUGGAGGUCCUACUGGAGAAAAGGGCACCAAAGGAGAAACAGGUGACAGGGGACCCAAAGGUGUGCAGGGAGAAAAAGGGGUGAAAGGACAAGAGGGACCCACUGGGGAGCUGGGUCUGAGGGGAGAACCAGGAGAAAGAGGAUCCACUGGAUUUCCUGGUGCCCGUGGCCCUGGGGGUCAGAAGGGUGAAGCCGGACAACCAGGAGUACCCGGCGAAUCGGGUUUAUCAGGAAAAGACGGGCUGCAGGGGUGGAAGGGGGAUAAGGGAGAGCUUGGCAUCGCUGGAAUGAGAGGAAUCAAGGGUGACCGAGGACCCAAGGGGGCUUGUGGAGGCGAUGGACCCAAAGGAGAUAAGGGGGGUUCUGGUAUUAAUGGACGACCUGGGCUACCAGGGAGAAAAGGUGAACAGGGGGAACUGGGACCUUCAGGCCCCACAGGCACUCCUGGAAAGGAGGGAAUAGUUGGUCCCAAGGGUGACCGUGGUUUUGACGGAGUUGCAGGAUCUAAAGGAGCUCAGGGAGAGAAAGGUGAAAGGGGUCCCUCUGGGGUCCCUGGUCCUCCUGGUCCAAGAGGUGUGGAUGGGGCUCCGGGUCUGUCUGGAGCGCAGGGACCAGCUGGUGCUAAAGGCCCAGAGGGGCUCCAGGGUCAGAAGGGAGAGAGAGGUCCAAUUGGUCCCGCCAUGGUGGGUCCACGUGGUGUCCCAGGAAUCCCAGGGGAGCGAGGAGAACAGGGAGAGCUUGGACCAGAUGGAGCCAAGGGAGACAGAGGAGAGCCAGGCAUGACGGAAGAUGAGGUCAGAGAGUACGUGCGCACAGAGAUGAGUCAGCACUGUGCGUGUGGAGGUUCAGGCCCAGUAAGUCGCUUCCAGCCCACGGUCAGGGCUCGGCCUGCUGCGGAGCAACAAGUGGCCCUGAAGGGUGAGGAGGGCCAUGAGCUCCGUGUGGUGGUGAACACCAACGACCCGGACUAUGAACACAUCUACUCAAUCGAGGCCUACGACGAGCCCCUGGAUGAGCUGCUCCUUUUCACUCCCUCUGCCAACCAGAGCGAUGGUGAGGCUGUCAAAGAUAAAUCUGACAAAACAGUCAGAGUUAAAGCAAAGAGUUCAGCCAGUGCUGACGUUAAGAAAGCAGCAACAGUUGGUGGUCAGAAAGCAGUAAAAGUUGCAUCUCUGAGAGAAGUCAAACCCAAGUCAGUCAGGUCCAAGAGGAGAGUCACAGGGGAAGCUCCAGCAGACCUGUGCCUCCUGCCGUUGGAGGAGGGCAGCUGUGGGCGAUACACUAUGCGCUGGUACUUUAACAGUCAGGUUCAGGCCUGCAGGCCUUUCAUCUACAGCGGCUGUGAAGGAAACGACAACCGCUUCCUUGAGCUGGAGGAGUGUGAGGAGGCAUGCCUUGGGGAGGUCAAAGGUACCUUGACGACAGCACGGUGAUUGUGGCCAAAUCCUCCUCAGCGCAGGAAUUUUAGCCUUUUUUUCUCAUUUUAUUGAUCAUUUAUUUUGUCAUGUUUAUGAUCAAGAUUUUUUUCAUUUGUUUAUUUAUUGUUUCUGUAAUCCUGACCAAACUAAAGCCCAAAGGGAUACCAAAGUGCCUCCUUGUUUAAUGUAAGAAAACCCAAGAAAAAAACAAACAAUAUAUAUUGUUAAUUAACUUAAAAGAUUACUUUUUUGCGCAAUAAUAAACAUUUGCACACCUAGAAGCAACAUUUUCAUCAGUCUUCACUCUGAUUUUCACAGUUGAACUAUGCCCAAGUAUAAAGGUGCUUCAGGAUCUUUUUCCAUUUCAUGCUGCACAAAGAUAAUGAGAUUUCCUUCUGCAUACAGAGAGGGAGGGAACAAAUGGUCUGACACCUUCCAGUCUGAUGCAAUAAUCCUUCAGUAAAUACCAUUUUGGUGAGCCUUUUACUCUUCUAAUUACCGGAACAAAAUAUCUGAUAGAAGUUUGUCUCUGUUUGGAAGUGAUGAUCAGUUAAAUCAGUUCAGCCCUCAGAGAGAUGGACUUCUCUGACUUCAGCGGUUUGCAAGAUCUUUUUAAUAGGUGAACAUUUUCUUAAUAGUGUUUUCUGUUACAGAAUAGAGCUUUACUGCUUCAGACACAGGUCAAUCAAUUGAUGACGUCAGGGAGGGAAAAGGUUUAUAUUUGAACACUGUUUCCCUUUGCUAAUGAAGGUGUAUGUUCUCAUGAUUUCAUUAUGAUAUUAUGCUGCCAUGAAAUACAAUAGAAUUACAAUUUUAACAUUUGAUACUUUUCUCCUUGACACAUAAUAACUAUCAACACAUAGCUGUGUUAGCAAAGGAAAACACUAGUAGACCCUCUCUAAUCCUGAAGGGAAUAUUACAUAUAAAGGCACAUUUUUUGACGGACACCACAAACUAUACACCUCUCACCAAAUUGGUGGUUACUGCAUGGCUGCUGCUUCAUGAUGUGCUCUAUCAUUGUGCCCAUUCUUUAACUUACGGACUGUAUAACUAUCAGCACUAAAUAGUAAAAUAGCAAAGUGUGCAGGGUGUUCUGUGUUCGGGAGGGUUUUCUUGAUAAUGAGAAUUUGAGGGAAGUCUUCUCAUAAUCUUACUGUAAGCUUGUCAACAUAGAAAAAAAAAACCUCAUGUUAGAAUUUCAGCAUAUAGUCUCUGAGACAAUUAUUAGCAGCCUCUUUAGUCAAUGUCUUAAAAAUGUUUACACAAGUAGCUUCAGAUUCAAACAAACAGGCUCAGAUUUAUUCUUACUGCAGUGACCCUUUAAAGAAGAAAUGUACUUUACUGACAUUGUCUUGUUUUGUUGCUUUUCAUUUAAGACCAGCUUUGUUUUGUUUGAUUGAAAUUAAAAAGUCAAGAAGCAGAUUUAAGUCUUCAAAAAGUUUUAACUAGACGUGUCUACACAGAAAACAAGGACUUCAUUUCAGAGCAGCCGAGGCCUAGAAAUCACUCCUCUUCAUUUAAACUAUGCAAGAACAACUAUAUAUUUGGCUAACAUAAUGGUAAAGUUUUAUCAUUUGUAUUAAAUAUGAAGAAUCAAGCACAUUGUUCUGCCAAUGUUUUGUAAAUAAUGUGUUUUUAUAUUUUUGGGGGGGCGUUGUGUUUGUGAUCUUGACUACAUGUUUACCUGCCAGAGAAAAGGUGCUAUUUUUAAAGGUAUUUUUAUACUGUGUAUUGAAGAUGGAAGCUUGUGUUUUUAUGUGGUGAGAAACCACUCUGUAUCUGUUGUAUUAUAUAUCAUUUAAGCAUUUCUAAUAAACCAAAGAAUUGAGUACAAACUA
Messenger RNA from Labrus mixtus (cuckoo wrasse), 11353 nucleotides. It is a transcript of the gene col7a1, whose product is annotated as collagen, type VII, alpha 1. The record is from RefSeq and is a predicted model, not a curated record. Lineage: Eukaryota; Metazoa; Chordata; Actinopteri; Labriformes; Labridae. The transcript is spliced from 119 exons. The coding region runs from base 276 to 9530 and encodes 3084 amino acids. Gene Ontology annotation, molecular function: protein binding; serine-type endopeptidase inhibitor activity.